Messenger RNA from Danaus chrysippus (African queen), 5844 nucleotides. The record is from the annotation of a GenBank genome assembly. NCBI's taxonomy places the organism in Eukaryota, Metazoa, Arthropoda, Insecta, Lepidoptera, Nymphalidae.
UUGUUAGCGGCUGGACCGCGGCGAAUUGUGAAUAUCGGUACUGACCCUGAAGAAAGUUAUCCUAGUGCAGUUAUACGGCGAAGAAAUCAGAGACCUAAAACGAAUCUUCGUUCUAUUAGCUUGGUUUGUGACGUCAAUGAUGAAUUACUUUCUAUUUUAAAUAAUCGUCGCCUGAAAGUGGAAGAGCAGUGUAACAACGGACAAAAUAAUAUAUUAGGAAGGGAGAAAAUAAAUGUAAGCAACGAUCCUAAAACUUUUCCGUCGAUCGCUUCGAGAAUAAAGACGAUGGAAGAGGCACUUACUAAGGAUAAUAUACCACAAGAACAAGCUUCAACGAAACAAAGAAAUCGAGACAAGGAACGUUUCAAAACGCAACCUAUUACAAUCGAUGAAAUGAGAUCUGUCGCAUCCAGUUUGGAGCCGGGCCAAGCGAAUUUCCAAGCGUUCGGCAUUGCGGGCUGUAGUUUUCCGACCCAUUCCGUCGGGACUGGUGCGUCUGUCUCCUCCAGGGGUCUCUUUUCAGAGGAGCCCGAAAGAGAUCCUUACGCAGAACUUGAAUCAACUUCUUACGAUUCUAGUCCAUCUAACGCUAAGUUACCGCUCACAGAGGAUUACGGUGAAGCAACUUUCUUAGAUUUGGAGAAGUUCAGUGCUAAUGGUGAAACAAAACACUCUACUCUAGACGAAAUAGAGCAAGAGGUAAACAAAGUGCGUGUAGCUCUGGAUGAGGAUUGUCGCGCCUUGGAUGAAGACGAAAGCAAUCAAGCCGAGGCUGACAAUUGGAGUUUAAACGUCUCUUGUGAUAGCGGCGUCUACAAUCGUGCGUCUUCCCGCGACUCCGGGCCGCAUUCUGGCGAGGAGUUGGGCUUGAUUGAGAGUCAAGAAAUUAGUGAAAACCACGCCACUAACAGCACCAACGACUGGUCUUCGACAUCUAUGGAAGAAGGUCUAUUCAAGAUGGAACGCAUACGAAAAUCAACUGAAAACGAAGCGCUUCAAACUCCUGAUGAUAAUGGGAGCGAUGACGAAAACAAUGAUCAUUCUCAUUUCGCACUCGGCUUAGUGAAAAGCAACAGUGUCGUUGCUCGAGCAAGCAUGUGGCAACAGUUACAACAGCAAGCUAAAGGUACACCAAAGCCGCUUCUUCGUCACAGUCGCUCCAAAGUGAAGGAGGGUCCAUCGAUGACGGAGAGCUUUAAACCACAGGAAAUUAACACCGUUCCGCAAGAAACCCCACUUGCCCCAUCUAAAAGCACAGCAAAUGUCUUAGAUAGAGAUGAAGAUGCUAAGUUAGAUGAGGAUGAUCCGGCUAAGAUGUCGCUGGCUGAGAAAAUGAAAAUGUUCAACACCAAACUGACGCAUAAGCCGCCGGUAGCGGGGCUGAGACCGAAGGAAGAUAGAGUACCGAGGGCAUCGAGACUCAGAACUAUGCCGGUACUAGCGAGUCAAGUGCAAGAAGCUAUGGAACAAAACGAAAGACUCACGAAAUCUCUAACACACGAAGAUGUCCCAAGGAACAAUGACUUCCAACUGAAAAUGGAACUUUUCCGAUCGGCGAGUGCAAAAAACACGUCAUUAGAGUAUCUCAUGAGGCAGAACUCGAAGUUUAGAAGCUUAGACCUCGAUGACGACUCGCCAUUGGAGCGAGCUCAAAGAAUGAUAACACCAGAAGUAAGAGGUAUACUGAAGUCGGGAUCCACGGUUGUACCUUCGAAGCCGAAAAUUUUGGCGAAAGGAGAAAGUUCUGAGGGUCUGAAGGACGAAGGAAUAGACAGUUCCUCGGACGAAGAAUCCGCAUCAGCAUCCAGUGUUUCAUCUUCAGAGAAAAGCUGUUCAUCAUCAGGCAGUUCAGACGAGAUGCCAGGACCGAAAAGAAGGUUCCAACGGAAGAACAACAAGCUGAAGUCAUCACGAACUGAUUCAGACCUCACGAAACUCCAAGACCCAUAUCCUCGCAAAAUCCAACUGCCGUGCGCCAGUGAACUAAAAGAACGUAUAGCGCAAGCCAAAAAUCCAGAUGUAAAAAUACCAUUGCUAGGAAAACUCGGCAAGAAACCAUCAGAAGACGCGAACGUAGAAGAUGAUAAGAUGAGAUACAGAAGAUUCGUUAAGAAACUCGAUGAGCCUCUACAACUGGGCAAGCUUAGGCGGCCGAUGGAAAAGACGUCGUCACUGGAAGAAAAACCGCCCGUGUUGAAGAUAACGGCGUUAAAUCAAGCUGCAAAAAACAAAUUCUUUGGCGUCGAAGACAAGAAAGAAAAGAGUCUCGAUGAAUUGACGGCUGUGGUCAGGAAAUAUAUCCCGGUGAAGUCAGUAUCUCGUCAUAGUAUGGAGGGCGGGUCGGGUAGUGACGGGGAGAGCAGCGGCGGCCGGGAGGUGCGACAUAUUAACACUAGGAGACAGAGGUUCGCUGGUGGAGUACAACGUAGCGCCACACAUGCAGACAUGCCUAACAGAGGGGGCACCAUCGCUGAGAGAUUGGCGGCUCUACAGGCAGCUGGGGCGAACGACUGGCGCUCCAGAGUGUGUCGAUUGAGCCCCGAGCGAGAUGACUCCAAGGCGAUAGAACGCGUCAAGAAUAAGAUUAACGAGUCUUUAAACGCAGCUGUAGACGAAAAGAAGAAAGUUCAAAUAGAUGAAAACGAAUUGGGAAAUAACAUCUUAGCUGAUAGAAGGAACAAAUUGGAAACAGCCGCUCAGGGAUGGCGGAAGCGUGUUCCACAGAACGAUGCGUCACUGUUCACAGUCGCUGGUCGUUUAGAGCGGGACAAAGUGAACACAACCACGCCACCACUGACGCCGCCGCCCGCUACCACUCCGCCUGUGGCCACACCCGCUAUCACACCGGCCAUACCACAACCUAAUAGAUUCAGAUCUCGUAAAGCUCCAACAUCCCCUACCAAUGGCUUCGCAUCAGGUCCGCUCCGAUCGGCGUCGUGUGCUGUGAUGAGCGCCGCUGAAAAACCAAAGGAAACGCCGAAGAUUGAUAGGGAAUCGUUCAAACGAAGUCAUUCCGUCAGCGAGAGUAUCAGUCGAGUUGAUGAAAAUGAAGAAUCAAUAGGUGUGGAGAAGAAAGGUUGUUCUGUGAUAGUGCCUCGAGCAGAUGAUGAGACCUUCCAAGCGUUCUUCACGCCCGCUCUACAACAACUAGACAAAACAUCCGCGGCCGAUGUAGACAUUGAUCUAGAUGCUAUUGAUAGCGCCUCUAGGCAAAUUUUAUCCAACGAGUGGGCCCGUCGCGCCAAGCGUGAGCGUCGUCACGUGUCCCGCAACCCGCUGCGAGCGCUGGCCGCCAGGACCGACCUGAGGCAGGAGUACCUCGCGCAACCUCCCGCAACCAACAAACAGGCAACCAAGGAGAAAGUGAUAGCUAACUGCGGAUUGGCAGCCGAAGCGUUGGCAGCACUCGCCACUAAAGAAGACUUCUCAAACGUUGCGUUGAGGAGCGCGUCGGCUAAUAAUAUACCGAGUCAAGGAACGAAAUCUGUUAUGAUGAUGCACGUUAAAGGAAGAAGACGGCUGCAGACUCGUCUCGUUGAACCCGUUCAUACAAACGUGAACCGAGGUGAUUGUUUCGUCCUCGUCACUAGUGACCAGCUGUUCCUCUAUAUCGGACUAUAUGCCAACGUUAUUGAAAGAAAUCGCAGCACAGACAUCGCACAACACAUAUACAAUACAAAGGAUCUGGGAUGUAAAAACGCGACUGGAGUUAUAAAGAUAGACGAACAAACAAAGAACUACUCAAACAAACAUUGGAACCAGUUCUGGUCGCUCCUCGGCGUCACAGAUGGUAUAGAGGAUUACAGGCCAGCGGAAACUGGUUUACCAGACGAAGACGAAAUAUACGAGUCUUGUGUCAUACAGACUAACAUGUGCUACGAAGUCAUAGACGAUGAACUGGUGCCGAUCAAGGAAUACUGGGGACAAGUACCGAAGAUAGCCAUGUUACACCAAUCAAAAGUCAUAGUGUUCGACUUCGGCUCGGAAAUGUAUAUAUGGUACGGCAAGAACGUGCCUCUGGAAAGUAGAAGACGAGCCGCGCAACUAGCACAGGAACUAUUCGAUGAAGGUUAUAACUACGAGGAAUGUCAUAUAAAUCCGAUAAACGCGGCCGCUUACCAAGGACUCAGAAAUGAUAUGCCAUCGAACAUCAAAUCUGAUAAAAUUAGACCGGAAUGGACGAUUCUAUCGAAAGUCACACAACACAUGGAAACCAUAUUGUUCAAAGAGAAAUUCCUCGACUGGCCGGACUACAGUCGGGUUAUAAAAGUUAAAACUCAAGAGAAUAAAUCUAACAGCGUAGAAAUCAAUCCGUGCGAUGCCGAGGAAAUGUGGUCCAACGAAUACCAAGACCCAGAUCUCAUUUUGGAAGGGUCCCACAUCGGCCGCGGCACACAUUACUACGAUAAAGAUACGAUGCGACAUUAUGAUAUUAAAACCAAAUCUGUAUGCAAAUGGGUCAUACAGGAAUAUGAUUACCAGGAGGUUAAAAAUGAGUCUGAAAUCGGGGAAUUCUUCUCGGGAGAUAGUUACAUCAUAAGAUGGGAAUACCAGAUAACGGUGACGGGUAGAGAGUUGAAUGGGAAACCGUCAAAGCACAAUUUAACUGGUAGGGAAAGAUGCGCUUACUUCUGUUGGCAAGGCAAAGACGCAUCCUCUAAUGAAAAAGGUGCAGCCGCUUUGUUGACGGUCGAACUAGACAGAGAGAAGGGUCCCCAAAUUAGAGUGGCCCAGGGCAAUGAACCGCCGGCGUUCUUGAACCUGUUCCAAGGAAACUUAGUCAUCCAUCAAGGCAAGAAAGGGACGGAUAAGAGCCGCUUCCGGUUAUACGGAACGAGAGGAAACGUUUUAAACGAGGCGUAUCUAUUACAAGUUCCGUGUUCCGUCAGACAACUCCGCAGUCGAGGUUCCCUAAUAUUAGUCGACACUGAGAAAUCCUGCGUAUACAUAUGGCACGGCGCGCGCAGUAUGAAGCACACACAACAGAUAGCCAUCGAAUUAGCCAAUAAGCUGGUUGCUCAAAAGUGUCAUAUAUUUAGCAGCUCCGAUAUAAAAGUGAGUUCAGUUAAGGAGGGGGAGGAGAGUAAGGAGUUCCUCGAUGGUCUAGGAGUCACCAGUAAACAGUACUACAAUUCAGUUCUAAGCGGGAGAGACGUCGGCUCGGAUGUGACUCCUAGACUAUUCCACUUCACGGACCUUGGUGGUCAGUUUGAGGCGCACGAGGUGUUGUCACCGCUAAGACACGAGACACUAGUGACACCCUUCCCUUUUGAACAAAAGGAGUUGUAUUCCGCUUCACAACCUGCCUUGUUCCUGAUGGAUGACGGUGUGUGCGUGUGGCUGUGGCAAGGAUGGUGGCCGAAAGGAGAGGACGGGGAGUACGAGCCCGAGAGAAACACAGGUGUGGGAGCUUUCGCCGCUCGCUGGCAGGCCAUGCGGGUGGCUGCUCUACGUACAGCCGAGGAGUACUGGCGCGUGUCCCGCGGGUCCAGGCCUGAUGUACGAGUGGUGGCCGCGGGCCUUGAACCUCAGGCCUUCACGGACCUGUUCGACACAUGGACGGAUCACGACGAGGCCGCUGACGCUAAUAUUGCUCACGGGUACAAGGCGGGUGAGUGCGUGUCGGGCUCGGUGGAGUUGUCGCGGCUGUCUAGUUGUGACGCUGUACUGCCUCUCGCCGCACUACAGAGACGACCGCUACCCGACCACGUGGACCCUCACCACCUAGAGAGACACCUGUCCUCGCCUGACUUCCUGGAGGCUUUUGGAAUGACCAAAGAAGAAUUUUCAGUGUUACCAGCUUGGAAACAGACGAAUAUGAAGAAAGAUGUGGGGCUGUUCUGA